UUCGGCUUCGGCGCCGGCGACCGGAGGCCGCUCUGCUCUUCCCCGGACCGACACUUCGCACCACCGCGAGCCGAGCUUUUCCAUGGCGGUCCGCCGCCCUCGCUGUUCGAGUGUGAGGCCGCGGCGUGGCGCGAGAGGAUCAUCCGCGAGGAGGUGGAGCGGCGGCUCAUCGAGAAGGAGGUCCGCCGCGAUCUCUCCCUUGCGCGCGCCCGCGGCGGUUUCGGCCCCGUCCCGUUCGUCGGACCCAAUGGCCACAUCGUGCGGUCACCACGCCAAGGCACGUUCUUCAGGCCGGACGGCCCAUUCACGUCGCCAAUGCCGCUGACCCCGAUGCCGGUCGGCAUGCAUCCGAACUGGCCACCGCUGCCUUCGUUCGGGUCGUGGGAGGGGUUUGGUUCUCGGCGGCUCGCGGGAUUUGGGCAGCCGAUGCUCCUCAACGAGACGAGAACGAGGUCCCUGCCGCCGCCAAAGCCGAUGCAUCAGCUCCAGCUGCGCAUGGUCACGCCCAGCGAGAGCUCCGAGGUUUUUUCAUCAGAAACAAAGGAUUCUGGUGUGAAAAGGAAGGCACAUGCGAUUUCUGCAACUACUGAAUCAACAAAAAUACAAAAUGCUGCAAGGGACUGGAGCUGUGCACUCUGUCAAGUGAGCGCAACCAGUGAGUCUGGUCUGAAUCAGCAUCUUCAAGGGAAAAAGCAUAAGGCGAAGCUGGUUCAAUGUGGAGCGAUCAAGGUGAUGGAUACUAAUAAAAGUGGUUUACAUGUAACUACUGGAAAUAACAAUGGCGCAGGCCCAAGUGACGCGCCUAAGAAAAUCCACAUCCUGGUCGAUGGAGAAAUGCACCAGGUCGUCCAAAAAAGCAAGCGUGUAUGGUGUGAGCGUUGCAGGGUCAGCUGUACCAAUGCCGGUGCCAUGGCUGACCAUCUGCGGGGCAAGAAGCACAGUUUAUUGAAUAAAGUCUGGGCGUCAAUAAAAGCCGUGAGAAGGAACAAUGGAAUUAAGGAAGAUUCAGCUACUGCUACAUGUGAGAGAAAGGUAAAUGAAAGCGGCCCUGCUGGAAUUCCAGAGGAAGAGGAACAUGAGGAGGAGGGAGACACAUACAUGGCUAGCGAAUUCAGCGGAGAUGCUUCUUCCGAAAUUCCUAUGGAAACGAAGGAAACCACUGACAUGGCCGAAGAAGCAGAUGCAGAUAGUCACAGCGUAACUCCUGUGGGAAUCAACAAGGAAGACACCGACACUGCGAGCAAAGCAACCAGAAAUUACCCCGCGGGAACCAAGCAGGAAGACACUGGCGUGGUCAUGGAUGUAAACAAGAAUUCUCCGCCGAAAGUUCAUCAGAAAUCAAGGAAGGAAUUUCCGUUGAAAGUCCAUCAGGAAUCAAGAAAAAGGAGGCAAAAUAAGAAAUUUCUGUCGAAAGUGCAUCAGAAGGCAAACGAGAAUUUGCUGCCGCAAUGUGCAUCAGAAUCCAAGACCGAAGGAUUCGGGAAGUAAAUGGAAGUAGCUCUAUUGAGAUUCCAGCUGGGGGAAGACACAUAGACGCAUCCACUGAUUUUAGGCAGAACCUGUGCGGGAGGAGGAAUAACACGCCGCACCAGUGUUGUAAUUUGGUUAGCAGUAAGCUUUUAGUAUCGUGCGAUGAACUCUAGUAGAAUCUAUCCGUAUUAUGGGCCUUCUGUAGUAUUCUUUGUCUCUAUGUAGUUUUCAGGUCUGAUGCUUGCAUGGUCUCGGAUCCCCUGCAGCUGAUGUCUUGGAUGGUAGCUUGUGGUUACGUUAGAAUUCCAGAUCUGAUUGCAGGCUGCGGGCUCGUGGAUACAUAGCUUUACUCCUAUAUUAGAUGCUGCUGUUCUGUUC
This is a messenger RNA of Zea mays, 1848 nucleotides long. RefSeq lists its product as uncharacterized. Bases 316 to 1488 code for a protein of 390 amino acids. Lineage: Eukaryota; Viridiplantae; Streptophyta; Magnoliopsida; Poales; Poaceae. The transcript has 3 exons. Gene Ontology annotation, molecular function: nucleic acid binding; zinc ion binding. The record is from RefSeq and is marked predicted.